Rotaria sp. Silwood2 is the source of this 468-nucleotide messenger RNA. Lineage: Eukaryota; Metazoa; Rotifera; Eurotatoria; Philodinida; Philodinidae. The record is from the annotation of a GenBank genome assembly.
AUGAUAACUCGUGCAUAUGGUGGUAUUCGAUUAAAAGAUAUAAUUCGUCAAAUUUAUAUAGAAUCUGGUGAUGGUAUUCGAGGUUUUUAUAAAGGUUAUUUAAUAACAUUAUCAAUGUCUCUUCCAUUUAAUUCAAUUGUUUGGACACUUUAUUGGAAAAUUCAAUCACAAUUUGAAAGAAUUAUUUCAAGAAACUAUGAUUAUAUUGUAAGUCCAUCGUCAGCAACAUUAGCUGCUUUGUUAGCAUCAUAUAUAACACAACCAAUUGAUGUUUUAAAAACACGUUUACAAGUCGCACUUAAAAAAGAAUCAAUUUUAAAAACAUUUAUCAUUCUUAUUCGACAGAGAGGUUUUAAAGGACUUUUUGCCGGUUCAAUUCCUCGAGCAUCAAUUAUUGUCCCAAAUACAGUUAUUAUGAUGUCUCUUUAUGAAAUAAUUAAACGUGCUUCAGCCAAAUCUAAAACUUAA